Molecule: messenger RNA, 2116 nt
Organism: Mus caroli (Ryukyu mouse)
Lineage: Eukaryota; Metazoa; Chordata; Mammalia; Rodentia; Muridae
Gene: Ublcp1
Product: ubiquitin like domain containing CTD phosphatase 1
Biological process (GO): protein dephosphorylation; regulation of proteasome assembly
Cellular component (GO): nucleus
Molecular function (GO): protein binding; protein serine/threonine phosphatase activity
Source: RefSeq, a predicted model, not a curated record
GGUUCCGGUCCCGCCCCUCGCUUCCGGUCUCCUUAGGUUCCGCUGCGGCCGGCUUUUUCGUCCGCUGUAGCUGGUUCCGCCGCGCUCCAGGUGUUUUGUUCCGACAGAAAGUCCUGCUUCAUAUGCGUGAAGAAUGGCACUCCCCAUCAUAGUGAAAUGGGGUGGGCAGGAAUACUCAGUGACCACGCUCUCAGAAGAUGAUACUGUGCUGGAUCUUAAGCAGUUUCUCAAGACCCUUACGGGAGUGCUCCCAGAGCGCCAGAAACUACUAGGGCUCAAAGUCAAAGGCAAACCUGCAGAAAAUGAUGUUAAGCUUGGAGCUCUCAAACUGAAACCAAAUACUAAAAUCAUGAUGAUGGGAACUCGUGAGGAGAGCUUGGAAGAUGUCUUAUGUCCUCCUCCUGACAAUGAUGAUGUCAUCAAUGAUUUUGACAUUGAAGAUGAAGUAGUUGAAGUAGAAAAUAGGGAGGAAAACCUCCUGAAGGUCUCUCGCAGAGUCAAGGAGUACAAGGUGGAGGUGCUGAACCCGCCCCGGGAGGGCAAGAAGCUCCUGGUGCUGGAUGUUGACUAUACACUAUUUGAUCAUAGGUCUUGUGCAGAGACUGGGGUAGAGUUAAUGAGACCAUAUCUUCAUGAAUUUCUAACAUCUGCAUAUGAAGAUUAUGACAUUGUUAUUUGGUCUGCAACAAAUAUGAAGUGGAUUGAAGCUAAAAUGAAAGAGCUGGGUGUGAGCACAAAUGCCAACUAUAAGAUUACCUUCAUGCUGGACAGUGCGGCCAUGAUCACUGUGCACACGCCCCGGAGAGGGCUCAUUGACGUGAAGCCUCUUGGUGUCAUUUGGGGAAAGUUUUCUGAAUUCUACAGCAAAAAGAACACCAUUAUGUUCGAUGACAUAGGAAGAAAUUUUCUAAUGAAUCCACAAAAUGGACUGAAGAUAAGGCCUUUUAUGAAAGCUCAUCUGAACCGUGAUAAAGACAAGGAGCUGGUGAAGCUCACUCAGUACCUCAAGGAGAUAGCCAAGCUUGAUGACUUCCUGGAGCUGAAUCACAAGUACUGGGAGAGGUAUCUAUCAAAGAAGCAAGGACAGUAGAUAGCAGUUACACUCAGAGUUGAAGAUCCUGAGGUCUGUGGACCUCUGUUUCUUUGCUAGGGGUUACCACGGCUGUGCUGGACACUGAAGCAGAUGCCAGCCUGCCUAGCUGUGGUCUUCCAAUGCUUUGUAAACAAAGUGCUAAACAAACAAACAAACAAACAAACAAAAAGUUCUUUUCCCUCUAUGUUAAUUUACUCUUGAAGAAUUGUUCUCUGGCAUUAAUUAUUGAGGUGUUUCCCAAACCCUCUAAAAAUGGAAAAAGGAAAGGAAAAUGAAAAAAGGAGAAAAAUAUAUCUACAAUUGUCAUCUUGCAACUUUGGAAAUGAGUUUUGUCUUAUGCUUUUCUGCUUUUGUCUCCUUGUAUAAUCAGCUGCCUGAGUCUGAGACCAAAUCUGUCUUUAAACUAGCUAGUGCUUUCCCCCUUAAAACCAAAAGCAGCACCAAAAACCCCAGAUGAGCUUCUCAGUAAAGACCUGGUUUGUUAUGCUGAAAACUCGCAAGAGUUGUCCUUCCCUGUCAGAGUUUCUCUCCUGCAGUCUACCCGGAAGAUCCUGAAGCUGGAGGUGUGCCAGUGCUCCUUAAGAAUGAAGGACAUCUGCAUGAUAAGGCUGUGCCCUACACGACAGGGACAGGACAAGCAGACUGAAAUAACACUGCAGGACAAGGGCGAGUAGAAGCACUUCUGCCUAAAACUAGUUAUGAGCACAGUUUACCACGGUAGUAAAAAGGCACCAUCACCAACUCGACUCUCAGAAGCAUGGAUAGCAUCUCUGCCUACUCCAGUUAGGUGUCAUUGUAACUGCUAACACCGUUGCAGCAAACAUCUAGCCAUAAGAUUAAAAAUACCUGUUACUUGCAAUGCUUAAGCCUGCAACUAUGUAUGUGACUGUUGUUUUAUGUUGACAGUAUUGCUUUAUACAGUUCUUGUAUUGGAAGGAAUUGCUCCUUUUAAAUGAACAGAUGUACAUUGUUCUUAUGGGACUAUUUCAGUGGUGUAAAUAAUAAAUAUCUUUUUUUAAAACA